Molecule: messenger RNA, 2398 nt
Organism: Monodelphis domestica (gray short-tailed opossum)
Lineage: Eukaryota; Metazoa; Chordata; Mammalia; Didelphimorphia; Didelphidae
Gene: PRIM2
Product: DNA primase subunit 2
Biological process (GO): DNA replication, synthesis of primer; DNA replication initiation
Cellular component (GO): alpha DNA polymerase:primase complex
Source: RefSeq, a predicted model, not a curated record
GAGCCGGGGCGGGACCGGCGCCGGCGCAAUUUCUGACAACUUCCGUCUCCAUCCGAAAUCUCCCGCCAUAAAGAAGGACUGUCUCCUGGUUCUAAAGUGAAGGAGGACUUUCGGCACUUCUAGAGGACUUGAGGCUGCUACCUCGGGUGGGGAUCUUAGGACACGUUUUCUCUUUACUUCCUGAAAGUAACAAAGAUGCAGUUUUCUGGAACAAAAAGAAAGAAGCUAAGUUUGGCAGGUGACCAGCGGAGUGCUCACUAUCCUCAUAGCCUUCAGUUCUACCUACAGCCUCCUUCUGAAAACAUAUCUUUGUUGGAGUUUGAAAAUCUAGCUAUUGAAAGGCUUAAAUUGCUCAAGAUAGUUGAAAAUCUUGGUGUGAGCUAUGUGAAAGGGUCCGACCAAUAUCAGAGUAAGUUGGAGACUGAGAUUCGAAAACUCAAGUUUUCCUUCAGAGAAAGUUCAGAAGAUGAAUUUGAUGCACGAAGGAGGGAUCACAUCUCUCAUUUCAUUUUGCGUCUUGCUUAUUGCCAGUCAGAGGAUCUCAGGCGCUGGUUCAUCCAACAAGAAAUGGACCUGUUUCGAUUUCGAUUCAGCAUUCUGCCUUCUGACAAGGUCCAGGGUUUCUUAAAGGAUAGCCAUCUGCAGUUUGAAACGCUUAGUGAUGAAGAAAAGCAACUCCGUUCUCAAGAUAUUAUUGAUUCAUCAGCACCUUUAAGUGGAAACAAAUAUGAAUUAGAUGCUGUUUAUAAGGUUCCUUUUGCUGAUGCUUUGGAUUUGUUCCGAGGAAGGAAAGUCUAUUUGGAGCAUGGCUUUGCAUUUGUGCCACAUCAGGAUAUUGUGUCAAUCAUCUUAAAUGACUUUAGAGCCAAACUUUCCAAGGCUUUGGCAUUAACAGCAAGGUCAUUGCCAUCUGUGCAGUCUGAUGAGCGACUACAGCCUCUUCUUAAUCACCUCAGUCAUUCCUAUGUUGGUCAAGAUUACAAUGCACAAGGAAAUAUGGGGAAAAUUUCAUUGGAUCAGCUUGAUUCUCUUGCAGUGAAAUCGUUUCCACUUUGUAUGCGUCAGUUACAUAAAGCUUUGCGAGAGCAUCAUCAUCUUAGGCAUGGUGGACGAAUGCAAUAUGGCCUUUUCCUGAAGGGCAUUGGCUUAACACUUGAGCAGGCUUUGCAGUUUUGGAAGUUAGAAUUUAUCAAAGGAAAAGUGGAUACAGACAAGUUUGACAAAGGCUAUGCUUACAACAUCCGACAUAGCUAUGGGAAGGAAGGCAAGAGGACAGACUACACACCAUUCAGCUGCAUGAAGAUCAUACUAACCAAUCCCCCGAGCCAAGGGGAUUAUCACGGGUGCCCAUUCCGCCACAGUGAUCCCGAGCUGUUGAAGCAGAGGCUCCAGUCAUCCAAGAUUUCUCAAACCGGGAUAAACCAGAUUUUAGAUUAUGUAAAAGGCACUCACUACCAGUUGGCCUGCCAGAAGUUCUUUGAUCUAACACAUAAUGUUGAAGAUGGUUUAUUUUCUUUGAAUCAUCCUAAUCAGUAUUUUUUGGAGAGCCAGAAGCUUCUCACUGGUGGCCGAGAAGUCAAGAAGGAGCCCAGCCAGUCAGAAGUUCCUCAGACCAAGCAGAGUGUCCAGAAAACUGCUAAUUCAGCUUCUUUUCCUACAGCAUCUUUAGAUUCUACUCUUGAAAUGGAUAUGGAAGGGUUGGAGGGUUACUUCAGUGAAUAAUUCUUCACUGUCUCCCUUAUUCCUCAGCCUGCAGUUCUUUCUAGGUUUUAUCAGGAUCCCCUUCCUAUUUAGUAUCAGGAGAGAGUCAUUUCCCAGUAUGGAUAUAGUUAUUUCAUUCAUAUUAGAACUUGAAAGUAUCUUUUGAUUUUUCCUUGUUUAACCUAUUAAUUUGCCACUUCUCUUUAUCUACUAAUGAAAAUAAAUACUGAAAUGUAAGUGGAGAUGAUGUGUAUGUGUAUGAGGGGGAAAAAAAGAUACUAAAGGGAAGAGCAGAUUGGAUAUUCCCACAUAAAAAAAAUGAUAUCAUAUUCCAGAAACAUCCCAACUUGCUGCUGGUUGCCAAAUACCAGGAAGGGAAGGGGUGGAAAUCAUCAGGGAAGGGCAAAUUAGUCCCAGUCCAGUAAACUGUUUCUUAUUUGGACAGUUACCAAUCCUUUUUGUUGUUAUUGUUGUUGCAUAAAAAGGGGGGGAAAUUCCUCACUGAAUGGAUUGUCAUUUUUUCUGUGUGUGUCUGUGAUUGACAGCAAAAUCUCUCAAGUGCACUAUAAGUCUGUGACUUGUAAAUGAAUGGAUAAAGGAACAAAGAAAGACCUUAUAUAUAAUUUGGCAUAGUUUUCAUUUUCAUUGUGAUGCCUCAUUACCUAAAGUAAUUAAACUUACCCAACUUUAAUUUUCA